Molecule: messenger RNA, 1084 nt
Organism: Dipodomys ordii (Ord's kangaroo rat)
Lineage: Eukaryota; Metazoa; Chordata; Mammalia; Rodentia; Heteromyidae
Product: probable N-acetyltransferase CML1
Exons: 2
Coding region: 184-867 (227 amino acids)
Molecular function (GO): N-acetyltransferase activity
Source: RefSeq, a predicted model, not a curated record
UCUUUCUUGAGAAUUGCAAGGCUUAAAUCAUUUUUUUUACCUUUACUUUUCUUCUAAAAGGAGUGACUCCUGAACAGACUACCAGGAAUUCAAGGCCAACACAAAAAUGGGAUACAGGAAAGUGUGAAGACAAGUCUACUGGUCUCUUCUGGACACGGAGAUUUCAGACACAGACGUCUCCCCAUGGCUCCUUAUUACAUCCGCAAGUACCAGGAGAGCGACCACACACAGGUCCUGGCAUUGUUCACCAAUGGCAUGGAAGAACACAUCCCUGCCACCUUCAAAUACCUGCUAAAGCUGCCCAGAACACUCCUGCUCUUAUUUGGGAUGCCGCUCUCACUACUCCUGGUCUAUGGCUCAUGGAUGCUGGCCAUUGCCUGUGUCUUCACUCUGCUCCUCUUCCUGUGGUUCAUUGCCAGAUUCCCCUGGAAGCAGUAUGUGGCCAUGUGUUCCAACACAGACUUGGCUGACAUCACCAAGUCCUACCUGAGCUCCCAUGACUCCUGCUUCUGGGUGGCUGAGUGUGAGGGGCAGGUGGUGGGCAUGGUGGGUGCCGUGCCUGUCAAGGAUCCUCCUUUAGGGAAGAAGCAGUUACAGCUGUUUCGCAUGUCUGUGGCCUUGGAGCACCGAGGAAAGGGGAUAGCUAAAGCCAUGGUCAGGACUGUCCUCCAGUUUGCCCGGGACCAGGGCUUCAGUGAGGUUGUCCUUGAGACUGGAGCAUUACAACCAGGUGCUCAGGCCCUUUACCAGGGAAUGGGCUUCCAGAAGACAGGCCAAUACUACAUGACUAUAUUUUGGAGGAUAGUAGAUAUUUAUUCAAUCCAAUUCAGGUAUGACCUCCCUUCUGCCCACGAAGGGGGCCUGUAAUCUCUCAGGAUGUCCUUUCCACUCUGCUAUAGUCCAGAAGCAAACCGUGAUAGUGCAGUAAUAUGGACAAUUAAAGCUCAUUGUUUGUAUAUAUCCAAGUCCAUAUGACUUAGGGGCUCUGCUCCAUUCAGGUUUUCUGAGCUACCAGUUUCAAUCACAUAAGGUCACAUUAAUGUUGUAUUAAAAACAAUUCAAUGGGGCUAGGGGCCAGUGCUGA